CUCUCAGUCUCCAGCUCGUCCCUCUCUCUCCCUCUCUCUCUCCCUCUGUCGGGCGGAGUCGCCCACCACUGCCAAUCCAGUGCUGAGGGAACCUGCUCUAGGCUGUAGCUGCAGGACCCUGACCCCCUCCAUGGCUCCCCUGGCCUUGGUGGGGUUUGCACUCCUCCUGGGGACUCCCCCAUGCUCAGGGGCGGCCACCCCGACCCCCUCCCUGCCACCUCCCCCAGCCAACGACAGCGAUGCCAGCAGCAUGGGGGGCUGCCAGGGCUCCAACCGCUGCCAGCCAGGGGUCCUGCUGCCCGUUUGGGAGCCCGAUGACCCGUCGCUGGGCGACAAAGCCGCGCGGGCCGUGGUCUACUUUGUGGCCAUGGUCUACAUGUUCCUGGGUGUAUCCAUUAUUGCCGACCGCUUCAUGGCAUCCAUCGAGGUCAUCACGUCCAAGGAGAAAGAGAUCACCAUCACUAAGUCCAACGGCGAGACCAGCGUGGGCACCGUCCGCAUCUGGAAUGAGACUGUGUCCAACCUCACACUCAUGGCCCUGGGCUCCUCGGCCCCUGAGAUCCUGCUGUCUGUUAUUGAGGUCUGCGGCCACAACUUCCAGGCGGGCGAGCUGGGCCCGGGCACCAUCGUGGGCAGCGCUGCCUUCAACAUGUUUGUGGUCAUUGCCGUGUGCAUCUACGUCAUCCCAGCUGGUGAGAGCCGCAAGAUCAAGCACCUGAGAGUCUUCUUUGUCACCGCUUCUUGGAGUAUCUUCGCCUACGUCUGGCUUUAUCUCAUCCUUGCCGUCUUUUCCCCGGGUGUGGUCCAGGUGUGGGAGGCGCUGCUGACCCUCGUCUUCUUCCCGGUGUGCGUGGUGUUCGCCUGGAUGGCCGACAAGCGGCUGCUCUUCUACAAGUACGUGUACAAGCGCUACCGCACCGACCCGCGCAGCGGCAUCAUCAUCGGCGCCGAGGGCGACCCCCCCAAGAGCAUCGAGCUGGACGGCACGUUCUUGGGCGCCGAGGCGCCGGGCGAGGUGGGCGGCCUGGGCCCGGGGCCCGCCGAGGCCCGCGAGCUGGACACCAGCCGCCGCGAGGUCAUCCAGAUCCUCAAGGACCUCAAGCAGAAGCACCCGGACAAGGACCUGGAGCAGCUGGUGGGCAUCGCCAACUACUACGCGCUGCUGCACCAGCAGAAGAGCCGCGCCUUCUACCGCAUCCAGGCCACGCGGCUAAUGACGGGCGCGGGCAACGUGCUGCGGCGACACGCGGUGGACGCUUCGCGCAGGGCCACCCUGGCCGAGGGCCCCGGCGAGGACGAGGACGACGGCGCCAGCCGCAUCUUCUUUGAGCCCAGCCUCUACCACUGCCUGGAGAACUGCGGCUCUGUGCUGCUGUCCGUCACGUGCCAAGGCGGCGAGGGCAACAGCACCUUCUACGUGGACUACCGCACGGAGGACGGCUCCGCCAAGGCCGGCUCCGACUAUGAGUACAGCGAGGGCACGCUGGUGUUCAAGCCGGGCGAGACACAGAAGGAGCUGCGUAUCGGCAUCAUCGACGACGACAUCUUCGAGGAGGACGAGCACUUCUUCGUGCGGCUGCUGAACUUACGCGUGGGCGACGCGCAGGGCAUGUUCGAGCCCGACGGCGGCGGGCGGCCCAAGGGGCGGCUGGUGGCGCCGCUGCUGGCCACCGUCACCAUCCUGGACGACGACCACGCGGGCAUCUUCUCCUUCCAGGACCGCCUGCUGCACGUGAGCGAGUGCAUGGGCACCGUGGACGUGCGCGUCGUGCGCAGCUCGGGCGCGCGCGGCACCGUGCGCCUCCCCUACCGCACAGUGGACGGGACGGCGCGCGGCGGCGGCGUGCACUACGAGGACGCGUGCGGCGAGCUCGAGUUCGGCGACGACGAGACCAUGAAAACUCUUCAGGUGAAGAUAGUUGACGAUGAGGAAUAUGAGAAAAAGGAUAAUUUCUUCAUCGAGCUGGGCCAGCCACAGUGGCUUAAGCGAGGGAUUUCAGCUCUGCUACUCAAUCAAGGGGAUGGGGACAGGAAACUGACAGCUGAGGAGGAAGAGGCUCGGAGGAUAGCAGAAAUGGGCAAGCCGGUUCUUGGGGAAAACUGUCGACUGGAGGUCAUCAUUGAGGAGUCGUAUGAUUUUAAGAACACGGUGGAUAAACUCAUCAAGAAAACGAACUUGGCUUUGGUGAUUGGGACCCAUUCGUGGAGAGAGCAGUUUUUAGAGGCAAUUACGCUGUUGUCCUCAUGGUUGCAAGAUGGCUGCUGUACAUCCAGGUGUCAAGUCCAUACUCCAGGCAGGAAGAAAGGAAGCAGGGAAGCAGGAAGGGGCAGAGUGCCUGUUGCGUUUGAGUUUCCAGGUUCUAGUUUCCAAUUGCAUUUUACUUGGGGUCGCGGCAAAAACAUUUUCUUUGUGAUGCAACAUGCAGAACCGAGAAACCUCACAAACCACUUAGUUAAGCAUUUACAAAUUCAACCAUUUAUUUCUUUAACAAGCCAAGUGGCUAAGUGAGCUAGAAAAGUGGGAAAGGGAUAUAUGACCUGAAUCCCCAAAUCCAUCAGUCUCUCGCUGCCUCCACUGCUACCAGCUGUCCUAUGCUCCCUGACAUUCCAAGGAACCAUUGGGUGGGACCAUGGAAAGUGGCUUCAUGAUUUGGUGGCUGGUCUGGCUUUUAUUUCCUGACUUGCUGUGAGCAACUGGCCAGGGGUUACAAUGUUUCUUAUCAGCAUCCUUCCAGAUGUAAUUCGCGGCACACUCAAGUGUGUUCAUUGCUUCUCAUUCAUUGCUUUCUGCUUAUCAGUUUCAGGUGAAGGUAGGAAGACAUUUCGUUUGCACUUUCCCAUUACACAAGUCACUGCAGGUCAAAAGUGGGUCAAAUUCGGUCACAAUACGUAACACAAACAGCUCUAAGGAUGAUGCAUUCUUUACAAAUCUCAGAAAACACAUCUGUAACAACAGUACCCCUAUCAGGAAAGCUAGAGCUUUCCAGAAACCCUAUGUUUAUGUCUCAUGGCCAGACUGGAUCACACGACCACUGCUGCAAGGUAUUCUGGGAAACCAAGUAUUUAGCUGAGGACCUGACUGCUGUUGGCUGCAUGGAAUUCUGGGAAAGUGAAUAUUUUUAUCUGAGGACAGUGCUGUUGCUAGCCUCAAGGGAUUCUGGGAAAGUGACUAAUGUUAGCUGGGCACAUGGUUCUCUCUAGCCUCAGGGGAUUCUGGGAAAGUGAGCACCUUUAGCUGAGCAUGUGGCUACUGUCAGCUGCAAUGAAUCAGAGGAAGUGAAUAUUUCUAGCUGCACACCUGGCUGUCAGUAGCUGUAAAGGCUUCUGGGAAAGGCAUAUCUUUAGCUAGGGACAUGGCCACCCCUAGCAGAAGGGAUCCUGGGAAACUACAUAUUUUUUAUCUGGGCACAUGGCCUCCUCUAGCUUCAAAUGAUUCUGAGAAAAUGAAUAUUUUUACCUGGGCCCAUACAUUCUCUUAGCUGCAAGGGAUUCUGGGAAAGCAAUUCGUUGGGGACUUGCUGCCUAGAAGUUGAAGGAAAGGGGGCUCUGUAGGCGAGGAAGGAGGCAUGGGCGUGUGCCCCAGCUGGG
Molecule: messenger RNA, 3588 nt
Organism: Balaenoptera acutorostrata (minke whale)
Lineage: Eukaryota; Metazoa; Chordata; Mammalia; Artiodactyla; Balaenopteridae
Gene: SLC8A2
Product: solute carrier family 8 member A2
Exons: 9
Coding region: 131-2509 (792 amino acids)
Biological process (GO): calcium ion import across plasma membrane; cell communication; sodium ion transmembrane transport
Cellular component (GO): axon; postsynapse; sarcolemma
Molecular function (GO): calcium:sodium antiporter activity
Source: RefSeq, a predicted model, not a curated record